This is a messenger RNA of Colletotrichum destructivum, 505 nucleotides long. RefSeq lists its product as uncharacterized. Bases 1 to 489 code for a protein of 162 amino acids. The transcript has 2 exons. The record is from RefSeq and is a predicted model, not a curated record. NCBI's taxonomy places the organism in Eukaryota, Fungi, Ascomycota, Sordariomycetes, Glomerellales, Glomerellaceae.
AUGAGGAGGACGUCAUUCUGGCCAUCCCCGGCGAACGCGACACGGGAGAGAGAGGAAGUCGGACUGGAUGGAGUGCACUGGCUGCGAAUGUACAGUGAGCUGUCUCUUCUCUGUCUCUCCGUCUUGUCUGUCUCUCCCUCUUUGGUCUUUCGACCCUUGCCGGUUUUUUGCCUCUUUUUUCUCUUCCUCAUUUCUUUAAAUCCUUCGUCCUCCCGUUUUAUUUUUUUUUCUUCGGCUCCGGAACACCUCAAGUCGAUAUACACCUCGUCGAUCCUCUCGGGAAAUAAACUUCCUCUCUCCCCCUCUCUCUAUUCCCUCUUGGGUCUUCAGUACAUAAAGGCAUCAACACCGUCUCUAUGUCACUUGGAUACUUCGUCGUCUCAUCCUUUUAACUUUGUUCCACCACCCCCCCGUGUCUUUUGUCGUCUCCGAGUCUUCCCACCUUCGACUCGCUGCUCGACAAACAGCCUCAGUCAAUCACCCAGUUAACAACACCGGUCUCAGG